This is a messenger RNA of Carassius auratus (goldfish), 904 nucleotides long. RefSeq names its product transmembrane protein 18 (gene tmem18). The transcript is spliced from 5 exons. Gene Ontology annotation, cellular component: nuclear membrane. The coding region runs from base 88 to 543 and encodes 151 amino acids. Lineage: Eukaryota; Metazoa; Chordata; Actinopteri; Cypriniformes; Cyprinidae. The record is from RefSeq and is a predicted model, not a curated record.
UGAGAGAAAAGGACAGUGACGAAUGCGGAAGUGUUUAUGUUGUAACUGGUUUAGUUGGUUUAGUUCAGUGUCGUGUACUCAGAUAAAAUGACCGAAUCUAAAGCGAAAAAUGUCAGCGCUAUUCCAAUCGAUGGAUUCAGCAAUGUUCGCAUCACAUCAUUAUGGAGCUUUCUACAGUCUGUAGACUGGUCUGAACCCUGGCUGAUGGCUCUGCUGGUCUUUCAUGUCUUGUGUUUUGCUUUCACCAUCCUGUCCUGCAAAUACUACCGCGUACAGAUCUGUCAUUUUCUCCUAAUGGUCGCUAUGGUUUAUAGUGCAGAAUACCUGAAUGAGCUGGCAGCGAUGAACUGGAGGUCUUUUUCAAAGUUCCAAUACUUUGAUUCAAAAGGAAUGUUUAUUUCAUUAGUAUACUCAGUCCCACUCUUGCUCAACACUGUUAUUGUUGUGGCUGUGUGGGUAUGGAGGACCUUCUCAACCAUGACAGAAUUAAAGAUAAUGCAAUUAAAGAGAAAAGCUGCCAGAGAGAACAAAAAAAUGCAGUAGAAGACAUGAACAGGAUGUGCUCCAUUUAUAUACUGUCCAGUGGUGGAGGGCAAAUAUAGAGAAAGAAAAGACUGUUUAAGAUGGUGUGAUCAUUAGAAAAUAUGUGUUGGUGAAGGUGCUUAAGUGUUAUUUCAGAAUGCUGAUGGAUGCUCCAUGGAAUAUUUGAUUUGAUCAAAUCAUAAUACUAUCAAACCUAUUGGAGAAAGCCAUCAACUGUAUUAUGUAACCGCUUUGUGUACAUACUGACCAUUCCAGAGCUCAAUAUUGCUUAUUUGUCUGUUGUUAACAUUGAAAAACCCUGUUUUUGUCAAAUGUGUAAAUUGGGUAGUUAUGUCAAUAAACUGAAUGUUUUUUUUAUAGA